AUGGUUCAUAUCUUUAACGGAUUUUUUAUCCCAAGCAUCAUCGCUCUUAGUUCAUUUAUCGGUAGUGACUUUACAGUUGAGUUCAUGAAUACUGAUGAUAAUCAUAAAGAUAAAUUUAUACUUAAAUUGAUUAUGAAUAAAGCAGCGGAAUCCUCCAAGCAAAUUCCAGCCAUAAGUAUAGAGAAAGGUGAAAUUGAAACAAAUAGAGAGAGUGAAACAAAACAGAGGAUUAGGCUGUAG
Funneliformis caledonium is the source of this 240-nucleotide messenger RNA. The record is from the annotation of a GenBank genome assembly. NCBI's taxonomy places the organism in Eukaryota, Fungi, Glomeromycota, Glomeromycetes, Glomerales, Glomeraceae.